GGAAUGGUUUAUUAUUUUACUUCGAAUGUUGUUGAUCCCCCAGCUGUUUUAUAUAUGGGAGAUGACAAAGAGGAGAAUGAAUUGCUAAUUAAAUAUGGCUGGCCAGAGGAUGUUUGGUUUCACGUUGAUAAACUUUCUUCUGCCCACGUUUACCUUCGACUGCAAACUGGGCAACAAAUUAGUGACAUUUCUGAGGAUUUAAUUGAAGAUUGUUGUCAAUUAGUUAAAGCUAAUUCUAUUGAGGGCUGUAAAUUAUCCGAAACGGAUGUAGUCUACACAAUGUGGAGUAAUUUAAAAAAGACUGGAGAUAUGGUUACUGGACAAGUUGGCUUUCACAAAAAUAAGGAUGUUAAAAAGGUUCGGGUACAGAAACAAAGGGAAAUCAUUAAUAGACUGAACAAAACUAAAACUCACGCAACUGGUGUUGAUUUUCGACAAUUAAGAGAGCAAAGGGAUAUGGAAGAGCGUCAGAAAGUGAAAGAAAAACAGAAACAAUUCCUUAAUGAAGAAAAAGCUAAACGAGAAGCUAUUGAACGAGAAUCAAAAAAUAUGAGUUAUGACCGUGUCUUUACCCCUGAACAAAUGUCAACAACAAACAAAAAUACAGAAGGAAGAGAUCUUGAAGAAGAUUUUAUGUGA
This is a messenger RNA of Meloidogyne enterolobii, 639 nucleotides long. The record is from the annotation of a GenBank genome assembly. NCBI's taxonomy places the organism in Eukaryota, Metazoa, Nematoda, Chromadorea, Rhabditida, Meloidogynidae.